GUUCGAAAUAGAGGGUAGUUACCACCGCAUGUGAAGGAUGAAAAUACAGCCGAAAUAUUACUUUUCUCUCUCUUCCGUUUUCAAUAUAAUUUGUGGCAUAUAAUCGAACAGAAGAGUGUCCUUGUCAUAAAAGCUCGCUUGCCGAGAUCAACAUCGGUCUAGGACUCCAACCACCACCAGAAGCGAAAACUUGGCGAAGAGUGUAUGUUGUUGCAAUUUUGGGAAUAAUGGCGCUGAAUCUUAACCACGUCCAGGAGUGAGCAGGACACGCGACUAGUUUUUUGUAUCGUAAGAAACAAGGACAAUGACGAUGAUUGCAAACUGCCAAUAGACUUGACAAAGUGUUUCAUCAAAAUACUUCCCCUUUCCCUUACACUACUGAAGCGCCGAAGAGCCGAGUGUUGUGGAAACAGAGAUUAAUGCCAAGUGUAGUUACGAUGUGUGAUGCUGAACUUACUUAUCAAUAAUUUAGUCAAAUCUAGUGUCAAAAGUGAUAAAAACGAACCAUAGGAAGUGGAGGAAAGAGAAAUAAAAUCUAAAAUUCACUUAUACGCAAUGGAUCCCAAUAUGCCUUUUGGUUUUCCUAUUCCGGCGCAUGGCCCCCCAAUGGCACCGAACCAAUCGUUAAUUGCGACUGCAGGACAUCCGGGGCCAACACCAAGUCCACCUCAAAGCGUACCUGGGCGCCGAACUCCUUUGGGAGCUGUUGGUUUGGGAGGAUUCUAUGCUCAAUCUGGACUAUCUACAGCUGGUCUAGCCCACCAACAACCACCUACCGACGAAAAUAAACCUGGUGGAAGUCAUGAAAGAUCACAAGCUUCCAGUUCAAGUGCAACUCUCUCGAAACAGAAAAAUCGCCAGGGAAAAACUGUAAGACUGAAUAUCAACGCAAGAGAGCGUCGACGAAUGCACGAUUUGAACGAUGCUCUGGAUGAACUUCGUCGUGUAAUUCCCUACGCCCAUUCACCGUCCGUACGGAAACUUUCGAAAAUAGCAACUUUACUAUUAGCCAAAAACUAUAUCCUGAUGCAGCAGAACGCUUUAGAGGAGCUACGCCGAUUACUAACAUACAUCCAAAGUACAACAGGAGCAGCACCUCUAGAUCUAGGAUCAUUUCCGGCCGCCGCGAAACUGCAGCAACUGUUGCAAACCCCGCAGCAGGAUCCGCCGUCUGGUAGUUCAAAUUAGUUCUCAAUUAUUACUCCAGUUUGCAUUUUCUGAUAGUGCCAUAUUAACGUUUUUAUAUAAGAUUUUUGAAGCGAGUCGCAAAUAUUUCAAGCAAAACUGUGUUUAGAUUUUAAGAACGAGUAACACUUUAUUCUAGUCAAGAAGUGAUAUUUAAUUGGAUGGACAUUAUGCUUUUACUUUGAUUACCUAAGGUUAGAAUUACAAAUUUUAUAUAUGUACAUUAAGUAGAAUGAAGGUAACGAAUUUGAUGGGAAAUAAAAAUGUAGCAA
This is a messenger RNA of Hermetia illucens (black soldier fly), 1457 nucleotides long. It is a transcript of the gene Oli, whose product is annotated as class E basic helix-loop-helix protein 22. NCBI's taxonomy places the organism in Eukaryota, Metazoa, Arthropoda, Insecta, Diptera, Stratiomyidae. The transcript has 3 exons. The coding region runs from base 556 to 1188 and encodes 210 amino acids. Gene Ontology annotation, molecular function: protein dimerization activity. The record is from RefSeq and is a predicted model, not a curated record.